Staurois parvus is the source of this 486-nucleotide messenger RNA. Lineage: Eukaryota; Metazoa; Chordata; Amphibia; Anura; Ranidae. The record is from the annotation of a GenBank genome assembly.
AUGCAGGCCAGUGCCGACUCCACCAGGAUGGAAUGUUUCUGGAGCAACUGGAAAUGCCAGGCUAUUGACUUGUUAUACUGGCGGGAUAUAAAGCAGACCGGAAUUGUAUUUGGAAGUGUCCUUCUGAUGCUCUUCUCCCUGACCCAGUUCAGUGUGGUCAGUGUCAUCGCCUACCUAGCACUUGCUGCCCUCUCAGCCACAAUCAGCUUCAGAAUCUACAAAUCAGUUUUACAGGCUGUACAGAAAACCGAUGAAGGCCAUCCAUUCAAAAACUACUUGGAUGUGGAAAUCUCCCUUUCCCAAGAACAGAUCCAGAAAUACACAGACUGCCUACAGGUGUACUUAAACAGCAUAGUCCGAGAGCUCAGGAGACUUUUCCUGGUACAGGACCUGGUUGAUUCAUUAAAGUUUGCAGUACUAAUGUGGCUGCUGACCUAUGUCGGAGCUCUCUUUAAUGGACUUACACUCCUCAUUAUGGGUAAGUGA